AGAAAACGACGCAAGUGAGAGUUAAAGCUAAACACGUACAACAUUACACUGAGCGCUGCUAAUGCUCGAGAUGCUAGCGGGUUCCUUUAUUGGACAGGUCUAUGCCCGUCCGUCACUGUUAUUCGCUCCUCGUUGAGUUUAACUCAGUUUUUAGAGAACAAACAGAAUCUCUGUCAAAUAAACAGUAAAGUGUCCUUUCUCCUCUUUAAUUCGGCUAUGACCCAGACUCAUGUAAACAUAUGUAAACACGUGAAUAACCCGGAGUUUAUGUUUCGUUCCGCUGCUUCUCUGCUGCUGCAGCCGCUCAGUCAAACUGAUGUUAUUCUGUGAUCUGAGCCUGAGUAAUAAUCAAUAAAGUGUGUGGAUAUGAGCCGAACUUAUGAAAACACUGUCCGUAAUGACAACCAUGCAUUAGUUUCAUAACCGUUUACGAGCAGCUUGUUCUGUGAGAAGAUCAUUUUAAAAUGGCAGCAUUUUAAAUAAAGGUUUGCUUUUGUUCCUCCGCAUUUUGCUGCGUUACCAUCUUUUAAUACUUAAACCGGAUACCACUUAUCCUUUACCUUAAACGUCUCACUUAAGUAUUUAAUGAGUCUUUUUAAAGUUAAGAAAUAUUUAUUAUCGGUUAAGGAAGUUUAGUCAAAGCACCUUAGGCACCUGUGACCUUUGACCCAGAGCUCACAUGAUAGAUGAGGGAAUGAUUGACUCAGCAUGUCAUGUGAUCACAUGACACCUUCUCCUGAUUGGUCAGAGCUGUCUCAGGAGACAAUGAAGCGUCCUUCACUGAAGUAAAGGAGACACUGUCGUCCCAUUAUCCUUUGCAGCAGCAGCAGCAACAAAACAUUUUAAUUUUAUACAGCGUAAUGUAAGGCGAUGCUCUCUCGGCCACCAUGGCCAGUGUCACGCUGAGGUACUUCUGUUACGGCUGCCUCGCCACCUCGCUCACAUGGUCCGUCCUACUCUUCCUUUAUUUCUCUCUGGGCGCGGAACCCGGUGAUGGCCGGAUGCCACUGCAGCACCGUGGCGGCCUGUCCGUCUCUAGGGGCGUGGCCGCUGAUGGGAGGGCGGGACGUCGGCCCGCGAUGCCGGCCAAUCGGGGCGUGGAUCUGUCACCAGAGAUGGGAAUGAUCUUUAACGAGGAUGAUCAGGAGGUCAGAGACACUGGGUAUCACCGCCACGCCUUUAACGUCCUCAUCUCCACAAGACUGGGCUUCCACCGCCAGCUGCCGGACACCAGAGACGCCCAGUGUGGAGAUAAGGUCUACCCUCAGGCUCUACCCUCUGCCAGUGUGGUCGUCUGUUUCUUUAACGAGGCGUUGUCUGCCCUGCUCAGAACCGUCCACAGCGUCCUGGACCGGACGCCGGUGUAUCUGCUGCACGAGAUCGUCCUGGUGGAUGACCACAGCGAACUUGACGAGCUGAAGGAUGAGCUGGACCGUUAUGUCCACGACGAGCUGCAGGGAAAAGUCAAACUUGUGAGGAACCAGAAGAGAGAAGGACUCAUCAGAGGACGCAUGAUAGGAGCCUCACAUGCCACAGGUGAGGUCCUGGUCUUCCUGGACAGUCACUGUGAGGUGAACCAGGUGUGGCUGCAGCCUCUUCUCACGUCCAUCCAGAAGAAUGAGAGGACGGUGGUUUGUCCCGUCAUUGACAUCAUCUCUGCAGACACGCUCACUUACUCCCCCUCCCCCGUCGUCAGGGGCGGCUUCAACUGGGGGCUGCACUUCAAGUGGGACCCCGUCCCCCCCUCUGAACUCAAUGGGCCUGAGGGAGCAGCCGGCCCAAUCAGGUCACCCACCAUGGCGGGCGGUCUCUUUGCCAUGAACAGGAAGUACUUUAUUGAGCUUGGCCAAUACGAUGCCGGCAUGAACAUCUGGGGCGGAGAAAACCUGGAGAUCUCCUUCAGGAUCUGGAUGUGUGGCGGUCAGCUGCUCAUCAUUCCGUGUUCCAGAGUCGGUCACAUCUUCAGGAAGCGUCGUCCAUACGGUUCCCCUGGUGGUCAGGACACCAUGGCCCAUAAUUCUCUGCGGCUGGCUCACGUGUGGAUGGACGAGUACAAGGAGCAGUAUCUGUCUCUGCGUCCUGAGCUGCGUGAGCGUAGCUAUGGUGAUGUCAGCGAUCGUGUGGCGUUGAGGAAACGACUGCAGUGUCACUCAUUUCGUUGGUACCUGGACACGGUUUACCCUGAGAUGCAGACGGUCGCCAACGGCAACAAGCAGCCACCGCCACUGUUCGUCAACAAGGGUGUGAGGCGACCUAAAGUCCUGCAGCGAGGACGGCUGCGUAACCUGGCGACCGGUCGUUGUCUCGUGGCUCAGGGUCGAGUCAGUCAGAAGGGCGGGGCCGUCGUCCUGCGACCAUGUGACCCAGGUGACCCUGAACAGGUGUGGCUCUACGACGAAGAAGGUCAGCUGAUUCUCUCCAGUCUACUGUGUCUCGACGUUUCUGAGGUCAGAACCUUUGACCCGCCCAGAUUGAUGAAGUGUCAUGGGUCAGGAGGAUCACAGCAGUGGAGCCUGGGGAAGUCUAACCGACUCUACCAGGUCUCGGUCGGUCAGUGUCUCGCCGUCUCUCAGCCAAUCGGGCCAAAGGGUUAUGUCUCCAUGGCGAUAUGUGAUACGUCACAGGUGCAGCAGUGGCAGCUGGAGGGCUGAGCUGGAGGAAGCCCCGCCCCUCGUGUGAUGGACAGAUGGAGGGACGUCCUCAUUAUUUUUAAAGACAAUCAGAAGUUUACUUUUCCUGCUCAGGAUCUUUUUAUUUAGAUUUUAUCAUUUGUUUUUUUGACUGAACACAAGACUGAAGGAGAGACUGUCCACAAGUCCACGUGUCCUGUCAGGACGUGGACGAUGUGUGUGCAGGAUUGCAAACACAUCAGCAGUAUUUAUUUAAAAAAUUCUAAUUCAGUGUUUUAAUUAAAUCCUGGAAACUGUGAGUCAAUGAAACAAACACUAACAGAUCAAUAACCAGCUGAUCAUGAUCAUGAUCAUAUCUAUGGAUCAAACCACGUUUACAUUUUAAACUUUAAGUAAUUUCAUCAAUAAUAAAGUGAUCGAGUGUCUAAUGAA
Molecule: messenger RNA, 3062 nt
Organism: Solea solea (common sole)
Lineage: Eukaryota; Metazoa; Chordata; Actinopteri; Pleuronectiformes; Soleidae
Gene: galnt11
Product: UDP-N-acetyl-alpha-D-galactosamine:polypeptide N-acetylgalactosaminyltransferase 11 (GalNAc-T11)
Exons: 13
Coding region: 888-2651 (587 amino acids)
Biological process (GO): regulation of Notch signaling pathway
Cellular component (GO): Golgi apparatus
Molecular function (GO): Notch binding
Source: RefSeq, a predicted model, not a curated record